Camellia sinensis is the source of this 1592-nucleotide messenger RNA. RefSeq lists its product as uncharacterized. NCBI's taxonomy places the organism in Eukaryota, Viridiplantae, Streptophyta, Magnoliopsida, Ericales, Theaceae. The record is from RefSeq and is a predicted model, not a curated record.
UUCUGCUUCUGCUAUAAAUACCCAACGUUUGUCUACAAGCCAAAAACCCUCUCUCUCUACUUUCCCUUAUUUCACUUCCACGCCUCUCUCACCAAACUACAUUUUUUCGGCGACGAAUUUCCGGCGAAACAUUCCCAAUCGAAGUAUCCAUUUAUCACUAUGGUCGACGUGGACCGGAGAAUGACCGGUCUGAACCCGGCCCAUAUCGCCGGCCUCCGCCGCCUCUCCGCUCGAGCCGCCGCCGCCCCACCACCUUCUUCAACCCUUCCGGUCCGAACCGGCCGCCUCUCCUUCACUUCUCUCGCCGACAAAGUCAUCACCCACCUCAAAAACUCCGGAAUCCAAGUCCAAACAGGCUUGUCCGACGCCGAGUUCGCCCGAGCCGAGGCCGAGUUCGGCUUCCCUUUCCCACCCGACCUCAAAGCGGUUCUCUCCGCCGGUUUACCAGUCGGCCCCGGCUUCCCCGACUGGCGCUCCGGCGGCUCCGCUCGGCUCCAUCUCCGCGCCUCCAUAAACCUCCCUAUCGCCGCAAUCUCAUUCCACAUCGCGCGCAAUGCGCUGUGGUCGAAGUCUUGGGGUCCAAGACCAUCCGACCCGGAAAAGGCCCUCAAAAUCGCUCGAAACUCCAUUAAAAAAGCUCCACUUUUGAUACCCAUUUUCAACCAUUGCUACAUUCCUUGCAAUCCUUCACUAGCUGGAAAUCCCAUCUUCUUCGUUGACGAGACCCGAAUUUUCUGCUGUGGUUUCGAUCUCUCUGAUUUCUUCGAUCGCGAAUCUUCCUUGUUUCAGAGCUUAGACCCACAAGUCCUCUCCAAACAACAAUCCGUCAGAGAAAAAUCUGCCGGGUCGUCAUCGAAUUUCUCUCGUAGAAGCCUUGAUACCAAUACGGGUCAUAGAACACCCAGAUGGGUCGAGUUUUGGAGCGAUGCCGCCGUGGAUCGGCGGCGGAGGAACUCGAACUCCUCGUCUUCUUCGUCCUCGUCUCCAGAACGGUACAUCGACAUGCCCAGAUCAGAAAUGCCAAAAUGGGUCGAAGACUAUAUCGGGCAAAUUGGGUCGGUGUUGAGAGAAAGCGGGUGGGAGGAAUCGGACGUCGCAGAGAUCGUACACGUGUCGGCCUCCGGGUUCUUUGAAGGUGAGAUGGUUCUUCUAGACAACCAAUCGGUUCUCGAUGCUCUGCUCCUGAAAACGGAUCGGUUCUCGGAUUCGCUCCGGAAGGCCGGGUGGAGCUCUGAAGAGGUUUCGGAUGCGUUGGGGUUUGAUUUUCGACUGGAGAAGGAGAGGAAACCGGUGAAGAAGCUGUCGCCGGAGCUCGUUGAACGAAUCGGAAAACUGGCUGAGUCGGUUUCGCGGUAGUCAUGAUGGGUUUUACCGGCAACCGGCUAACAUGGAGAUACUUUUGAUUUUUUUUGUUUGUUUGUUUUUUUAAUUUUCGAGGUCUCGGGCUUGGGAAAAUUGGGAAGAAAAAAAAAAGAAUUGGGAAAUGCGCAGUUGUUGCACUAUGAAAUGUGUAUAUAUAUAUAAAGGAUUAAAGAGUGCAAAAAUACAUAUUUCUACCUCGUAUUCAUAUUGAAAUAAGGUAGCCGACAUGA